Messenger RNA from Venturia canescens, 1427 nucleotides. Its product is annotated as mediator of RNA polymerase II transcription subunit 30-like. The transcript has 4 exons. Gene Ontology annotation, cellular component: mediator complex. NCBI's taxonomy places the organism in Eukaryota, Metazoa, Arthropoda, Insecta, Hymenoptera, Ichneumonidae. The record is from RefSeq and is a predicted model, not a curated record. Bases 470 to 1354 code for a protein of 294 amino acids. Gene Ontology annotation, biological process: positive regulation of DNA-templated transcription. Gene Ontology annotation, molecular function: transcription coregulator activity.
CUAAUAUGCAGCAAGCUAAUACGAAAGCUGGGCAGCUGGGAGAAAGAAAAACACGCGAACGCAAAUAAUCACAUAACCUCCUAAAGAAUACAAAAACACGAAAGAAAUUUCGACGAAUAAAAUGAGUAGUCUUUACUCCAUUUAUAAAGUGAAUACGUGAAGGAAUUUUAAAAAUGAGAAUGAACCGAACCGAUCAAGAAACUCGGUAUUGUUAACUCUAUUUGAAAUAGACUUAACCUAAAACAACAGUUUUCCAAAAACAACACCUGUCGAAACACUGACAUCGAUCGAAAAUAACACGAACUUUAGUUAGUUUAAAAAGUUACGGAAAGUGAGGGCAAAAUGUCAAAGUUCGUGACUUCUCAACCAAAUACGAAAUAAAUGAAAACUAUAGGGAAAUAAUCAAACAUUUAACUUAAAUUUUUAACUGUCAACGUUAACAGUUAGUGUAGGAAAAAGUACACAAACAAUGGCUGGACAACAGCAUCCAUUUCCUUCGGGGUUCCCAGGGCCGCAGCAAUCCUCUAUGAGAAAUCAAUUUGGAGGAGGGCAAAUGGUUACUGGGUUGAUGGGAGCCCAGCAAGCAGGCAUUAUGAAUCCUCAACAAUUUGGUGUAGGCGUAGGUGUGGGUGGUGGUGUAGGUACAGGUGCCAUGGGCAUGCCCAGUGCACAGCAAGUUUUAGCUCAACAGCAGCAACAAAUGGCCCAACAAUCCGCCAUGCAACAACAAAUGCAACAAAUGCAGCAACAGCAACAACAGAUGCAGAUGCAACAGCAGCAGCAACAGACUGCUCACGUGCAACAGAGCAAUCAAGGCGGUGGACAAGCGACGACUCCGCAAACUCCUGUGCCUCCGAGCCAGCCUCCGGCGCAACAACAGCAAAAUAAAGAAUUCAACACUGUCAGCCUGUGCAAAUUUGGGCAGGAAACUGUUCAGGAUAUCAUCAGUAGAGCACUUGAAAUAUUUCAAACUCUUAAAGUUUUACAACCUCCCAAUGGUACUGCGCAGGGAGCCAAUUUAGCAAAUGAGAAAAAAGCCAAAGUGAUCGAACAGUUAAGAAUGAUUAAAUUGCUGUUUAGACGCCUCAGAUUAAUUUACGAAAAGUGCAAUGAAAAUUGCCAGCUUCAAGGUAUGGAAUAUACCCACAUAGAAAGUCUCAUACCAUUGAAGGAGGAGUGGGACAUGAAAUCAGAUGAGAAAAAGACGUCAGAAGCGUAUCGCUUGGCAUGUGAGGAAAGCAAAGACGCGAUGGAGCAAGUAAUUUCUAAAAAUCGUCAUCUCAAGGAAGUCAUCGACCACCUCAGACGAAUAAUAUCGGAAAUAAAUACCAUGCUGAAUAUGCGUCGAUCUUAAAUAAUAAUUUUGUACAUAGAACAAUAUAAGUCAUUGGAAUGUGAAAAAAUUAAAUAUUGAUAUUUGAUUCAAA